Molecule: messenger RNA, 2478 nt
Organism: Erinaceus europaeus (western European hedgehog)
Lineage: Eukaryota; Metazoa; Chordata; Mammalia; Eulipotyphla; Erinaceidae
Gene: KIZ
Product: kizuna centrosomal protein
Exons: 13
Coding region: 349-2436 (695 amino acids)
Biological process (GO): spindle organization
Cellular component (GO): centrosome
Source: RefSeq, a predicted model, not a curated record
GGAUCUUUUCCGUGCGAAUUCUAGAGGAAGAGGCAAAGGAAGAUUGGGCACGGAGACCCAGGGAUACUCCGCCGCCUGCCCCGCCAGCAGCCUCCGUGAGCCCUCUAGCAGAAGGACUACGUCACCUCACUGACACACCAUUUGCCCCGCCCCCUGCACGGAACCCCCACCCCGUACUACGGCCGGGCCUCGUCCGGCUCGCGGUGCCCCGCUCUGCCCCGCCCCCUGCACGGUGGCAGGGCCCGGUGUUUACCCGCGGUGCAUGGUGGGGCGGUCGCCUUAGGCAACCUAGCGGCGCCGCAGUCUCAGGCUCUGCGCAUCUCGCUGGGUCGUGGCGGCUGCGGAAGCAUGCGCCAGGCCUCGGCACCAUCGGCUGCCCUGGCGAGCCCCGACUACUACGAGAGAUUGGGCCGCCUCCAGCACGAGCUGAGGGACAGUGAAAAGAAGAGAUUGGACUUGGAAAAGAAACUCUAUGAAUAUAGGCAAUCUGAUAUGUACAGAGUAAAGCUGAAAUAUGCAAAGCUAAAGAAAUACCUGAAGGAAAUAUGUGAAUCAGAAAAGAAGGCUCAUACUCGAAACCAAGAAUAUCUGAAGCAAUAUGAGUGUGCCCAAGCUCAUAUUGAACACUUUACCACAAAUACAAAGAAACUUCAAGAACUGAAGAUUGAAUAUGAGACUCAAAUUAAGAAGAUGCAGUUACUUUCAAAACAUAGUUGGGAAAUCAAAGGUGAAUUGAAAGAUGAAGACAGAGAAAAGGUUGUUAUGCAGGCAGGAAUUUACUCAGAGACAGCCAUGUCAAGAGGAUUGUAUCAACCAGCAACAAUCUUCAUGGGCCGCCAACUGUCAGCCAUCUCAAGCACUGGAGAUUUCAGUACAGAGCAGAAAUCUCCCCAACCCACAGAGAACUUUUCAGUUCCUGACCCACAUUCACACCAACAGACAGCCCAGGGCAUCAAUGUGACAGACAGCUAUGUAGUACAAACUAAUAGUGACACACUGUGCUUAAAUAAGUCUGACAAAAUAGAUGGAAAGACAUCUCUUCAGAUUGGUGAGAAAAUGCCAGUCACAGCCAGCAUAUUGUCUGAGCAGAAACAAACUCAUUGCCCAGAGAUAGGAAGCAACACACGUCAGGGUGAGAGUAAUUUAUCUGAAGGCGCAAAGUCUGCUGAACUCCAUUCCCUGUUAAGGAAAAGAUUAAGUCCAAAGAACAGAGCCACUGAUUUAAAGUGUGACAGUUCCCGCAGAUCAGAGGGAUCAGAGGAAGAAAUACUGACACAGGAACAUAUUGAAGUCAAGGAAGAAAGAGCCAGACCGCCAGUCUCUCUCAUAUCAGUCUCAGAAUACCAUGCAUCUGAAAAUAAGUGUUCUCAAGAGACGCAUUCUGCUUGUGAAGGUUUCUCAGUAGAUCCUCUUCCUCAUGAGGACCCAGAAUCACAGAAGCCCUUCAGAAAAAUGCAGGAAGAGCAAGAGGAAGAAAGUUUGAGCAGCAGUAGUGACCUCACAGUAUCUAUAAGUGAAGAUGAUCUAAUUUUAAGCAGUCCACAACCACAGCCAAAUCCAGGUGACAAGAUGGAGGAAGAAGAUGGAAUAGAGGCCUUAAAAUUAAUCCACUCUGAGCAAAAAAGAGAUGCCCUAUCCACCGAAAAACAUAAUUGUAUUUUGCAAACUCUAAGCUCUCCUGAUUCAAAAAAGGAAUCCUCCUCUGACUCACCAACAAAAGAAUCUGAACACGCUGCAACCUCAGGUUUAUUAAGGGCACGAUUGGGUCAGCACAUUACCACCUCAAAAGAACAGGAUAACUCUAUCAAAGGAGAGGAAGCUAAGCUGUCAGAAAACAUGGAUCAGAGGACAAAGGCAACAGCUUUAUUGAAAAAAGCCCUUACAGAAGAGUGUGAGGAUAGGUCAGCUAUUCACAGUAAUGAAUCAUCUUGCAGCUUGCCAUCUAUUCUGAAUGACAAUAGUGGAAUAAAGGAAGCAGAACCCACUCUAUGGCUCAACAGUGUUCUUACAAGGGAACAAGAAGUUUCCAGUGACUGUGGAGAUGACAAGGAAGAAUCCAUGGCAGCAAAGAUUCCAAUCACAGAAACAAGAGCCUAUCAGUUACUGAAGCAAUCUGCUCUCCAAGACAACACAAAUCGAACUGAAGAAAGAUUCCAAAAAGGGUGUGCUUCUACCUCACAGCUAUCAGGUUUGAACGUUGGUAGCAGUGCAUUCAAGACAAAGACAACUAACAAAAUCUCUUCGGAAGCUAGUUUUUCAUCUAGAGAAGGAAGUCCUUUGUCAAGGCAUGAAAACCAAAAGCAGUUAACUACCAACUUAAAGUCCAAAGCCUUCUGGGGUGAGUCAGAUGACAGUAACUCAGAAAUUGAAGCUGCUUUACGUCCUAGAAGCCAUAACACAUCUAAUGAUGAUUUUGAUGAUUUUUAUGACUUAUAAGCUGUAACAUCUGUUGGAAAUAAAACCUUUAAGCUAAUUGAA